Messenger RNA from Eruca vesicaria subsp. sativa (arugula), 652 nucleotides. The record is from the annotation of a GenBank genome assembly. Lineage: Eukaryota; Viridiplantae; Streptophyta; Magnoliopsida; Brassicales; Brassicaceae.
AUGGCGACUACAGGGAACGCAUCGGUUGCGACGGGAACGACAACGGCGAAGAGAAAACCAGUGUUUGUGAAAGUGGAACAGCUAAAGCCUGGAACGACUGGUCACACAUUGACUGUCAAGGUCGUUGACUCCAAUCCGGUGGUUCCGGUUACCCGUAAAGCUCGUCCGGGUAGUUCUUCGAUGGGUCGUCCGUCUAAGCCUAGUCCAAUCGCUGAGUGUCUCAUUGGAGACGAAACCGGAUGUAUUCUCUUCACUGCUCGUAACGAACAAGUUGAUCUUAUGAAGCCAGGGGAAACGGUGAUACUGCGAAAUUCGAGGAUAGACAUGUACAAGGGUACAAUGAGGCUAGGGGUUGAUAAAUGGGGACGCAUUGAAGCUACUGAGCCAGCGUCUUUCACUGUCAAAGAGGAUAACAAUCUGUCUCUUGUUGAAUACGAGCUGAUUAACGUUAAUGAUCAGUGAUCCUUUUCAGUGUGUUUAUGGAAAGUUAACCCCUGAGAGUGAUUUUGAUCUGAUUCUUGGUCUUUGAUCUAGAUGAUGAAGAUUUGUGACUCGUUUAGAGAUGCUUGCUUCUAGGAUUUGCUUUUACCCUAAAACAUGAAACCAGGAUCUUGAUUUGGAAUAUUUAUUGAGUUCAUGACUUUCCUUAUUU